AUGGAAGCCAACUCCUCCGAAAUGAUUCGCGAGCUGCACGGCGAUUUGCAGCGCAAAUGGAAAGCCCACGGUCCCAAAGUCGAAACUGCCUGGCGCUCAUUCAACAAAGCCCAACGCGCGAAAUGCAUGAGAGCCGGCUCCGCUGAUGGACUUGUCCUCAAGCACUCGUCAGACGUAUCGCUGGGCAACGUCUACAAAUUCAUUCCUGAAUGGAACCUCGAAGAUAUCACAGCUCCCAACUCGGACUUUCUCCUCGACAUUCUCAAGCAUCGCUCCACGAAGACUCUAUUUGAGCAGUAUGCCGAAGGCGUCAGUGGCACGCUGGGAGACCGCCAUCUCAUCGAGAAGAUGGUUCGGGAGAAGAAUCUCCGCCACGUCGACCCUUUCAAGCAUUCCUAUACCUACUUCUACGACGAAAAGUACGGCCAGUCAUUCACGGUUCAGCCCAAGCAUCUGGAGGAGGUUAUGAAAGGCCUGCGAAUCGCUGUUGACCAUGGCGUUCUCAUCCCGCGAUCGAUAGGAGAGCUCGUCCUUCAGCGGCAAAUCACCAUUCUACAGCUCCUCAAUGUUAUGAUUGAAGAUAUCCUCGACCAAGGAUCACAGACAAGAGCCCGAGGCGUCAAGAAGAAACAAUCUAAGAAUUCACCUCUUUCUGAGUCUGCCUCCAAGCAGGCGACAGUCAAACUUACGACCCAGGAAAUAGUCGCGAUUGCUUCUGAUCAAAAGUCCUCUCUUGAGGAAUACCUGUCACUACUUCGAACCGAACCUACAGUCCUAUGUCCUGGUGUCAACGUUCAGUUCUUCAGCCGACCAGAACUUGUUCCCGACGAGAAGGGCCGCUCGCUACCAGUCCAUACCGACAAAUACAUCGGACCCGCAGUCUUCGAGACAAUCCACCAUGCAGUCCAGGGAAUUGCUGUUUGGGAGUCCAUCACAGGCCUUCUUGACCUUCUUGAGAAGCCGUCUACCGACAAGCUCUACAAAUCCACCAUUCUCCAAGAGCUGGCAAACAUUUGUCACUUCGAGUAUGCUCGCGCACAAGCGCUUUUCAAGCGCCAAGUUUCAACAGGAACUGGGUCGAAAUGGUUUAAACGAAUUUCCAACGCGUAUGACAAUUCAGGCAAUGCCAAGGUCUCGAUGAAAGGCAAGCCGGAAGAGCUUACGCGCUCUGACCCUCAGCUGCAUUACUUACUGCGACUCUGUCAGCCGGAGACUACCGUCACGAAAGCAGUUGAGUGGAUGGAGAAGCUCAGCGAUCUCUACAGGGCGCAUCCUUUGGAGCGCGAGAAGCUUGAUGAGAGGGAGUCCCGUACGCUUCAUGACGUGGCUGCCAUCGUCGCAUUCGUCCAGGAUUUGUCAACUGUGCACCCAUUUCCCUCCGCAUCACGAAAGAAAGGGAACCUGCUAGUCACCGGCUUACAGGAGGUCGAUACCGAGCUCAGCCAAAUCAAGAAGGAAGUUGACCUGCGCGACUAUGCUGCCCCGAUCGAUAAUCUUCUUGAGCCUGGCAUGUCUGCUAGAGCACUGGAGGCUCUGGAUGGGUUUGUCGUAGAGAAGACAGGCACGAAAAUGGGGUCUCUGUACCAAGAUGAACUAGAGAAAGCGUUCCGAAACGUCGAAGAACAGUACCAGCAGGCCAGGAAUAAGGCAAACAAGGAUACCAAGGCAGAUUUUGUCCCCAUCGACACCACUCCAGUGGACGCAAAGCAGAGAAUCGAGAUUCGAAGACAGAAAGAAAAGAUGCGCCCAGAACACUCCUCUGUCUACGCGAUCACCCCGACCACAGACUCUCUUGAACACAAGGAAGCCACAAAGCCGACCCAGCCAGUAAAGGUCAGCUCAUCAACAGCCGAGGUCUUUGCGACCCUCUUCAGCAAGACUCAAGCACGAGGAUCUGUUAACUGGUCAUCCUUCGAGGCGGCCAUGUCUGAGCUGGGAUUCUCGGUGCUGCCACGAUUUGGAUCCGUUUACACGUUCCGACCGUCUGAGGAUAUGGACAUCAAGAGACCUGUUAGCAUUCACCGACCUCAUCAGUCGCAGAUCGAGGGUUAUUUGAUCCUGAUUUUGGCACGACGCCUGAAUCGGGCUUAUGGAUGGAGUGAGGACUCAUUUGUCACUAAGUAA
Fusarium fujikuroi IMI 58289 is the source of this 2124-nucleotide messenger RNA. RefSeq lists its product as uncharacterized. The transcript has a single exon. The record is from RefSeq and is a predicted model, not a curated record. Lineage: Eukaryota; Fungi; Ascomycota; Sordariomycetes; Hypocreales; Nectriaceae. Bases 1 to 2124 code for a protein of 707 amino acids.